AUGACAGACUAUAUGGGCAUGAAAACCAUCCUGACUGCAGCCAUGUUGCUGUUGAGCUCCGGUAGGUCUGUUUGAAGAGGGGAACUAAGUAGGCUGUUUAAGUUCAAGCUUCUUUAAACUGAAAUAUGAUGGUUGUUGAUACUUCUGUAUUACAGUAGGGUUAAAACAACUCAAACACCAGGGUGGGGUCCAGGCUUUGGUGGUUUAGUAAAUGAUACAUAGUGUUAUAUGUGUGCCAGUAGAUGUAUGUGCAAAUACAAACCUUAAACUACCUUGAGUAGCAGUGAUUUUAAGCCUUGAUUAAGAAAUGUUGCCUCGAUAAGGAGCUUGUGUUCAAAGUCACAUGUUAAUGAACAUACAAGGUUGUCUUUCAUGUUUAUAUGUCAUCAGUUAAAUACUUGGGUAAAAGUUGAUAGAGGAUAAUGCUCUGUUGUGCAUUUCACAGGGCGAAUGUAGCUUUAAUAUAACUCAGACUGCAGAACAUCUAAAUAUCAUUCUCAUUAUGAGUUAUCCAUGUUUUCUUUUUCUUUUUUAAAAUUAAACUCUAAAUGCAAAUAGUUUAAACAUCUUCCAUCAUGCAGACUUAUCUGUAGCCGGGGCAGAUCAUGACUUUUUGAUUGGGGUGAACUUUACGAACUCCACAAAUCCUACUCACUGAAACUCAUGACAUCAAAGUGCAAAAAAGAUGGUUUAGUAAGUCACACAGCAGAGUGCAAGGUUAAAAUCUUCACUUAAAUCUUUGAGGACUUUAAGACAUCAGGGCUGUCCAACCUUUCAAUUCUUUUAACCAUAAUUGGUUCUGGGUUUCAAAAAGUAAUUGCAAUUAUUUUGAAAAUGCAUUUAUUUUGAAGUUUAGAACUUCAAAUGUACAAAUUGGUUAGCAACUCUUUUCAGUGUAUUGAUUUGGGAAUCAAAUGAUUGCAAUAAAGUUCACUUAAUGAUCUUGGCUUUUAGAUUGAAUAUUAUUGUGCUGUGUUGUAGUGCUGCACUACUGCACAAGUGCGGCCUGGAGUUAAAACACAGCGGUAGGAGACAGCUUUGAUGUGCUUAUCCUGUAAAGUGCAGUAUUUAAGUAUCUUUUUAAAACUCCUCUCAGGAACUCUCUGUUUGUUCCAACUUUAGUGCCCCCUGUGGACAAAGCAGCCUUUGCUUAUCUUGUCCUCUUGUCCAUCCUUAAGUUUACCAGAAAGCUUCAUUGACGGUUAAAUGCGUAAUUUAUGGCGAGUAUCUUAUAUGGGAAAUGUAAAACCAGGACUGUCUAUUCAGCUGCGAGGCUGACACCGACCCACUCGCACUAGUUUUAAGCAUACAAAAGUUAUACAAAAGUCAAUACAAAAGUUAUCAAUCAGCUCGCUUUUCUUGUGUGCUUUUGGAUAUCAUGAAAAAGGCAUCAACAUCUAUUUCAGAGAUGUGGGAAAAAAAACACUCCCCACAGGAACUUUAAUGAGGUGUCAAUGCAGACAGCCAGAGAAACGUCAAAAAUAAUCAUUUUUAGUAAAAACAAAAAGAGGUGUGUCAGACUGAAGUCAAAGAAAAAAAAAAAAAAACUACCAGCCAGCCUGUUGCAACACAGCCUUUAUCUGAACAGAGUCAUUUAUGAAGAGCCUUAACGUGUUUUCUCAGUAUUAGAUUCAGUGCAUUUUGAUCUUUUGACCUUUCCUUCCUCAGGACUCCAGGCUGAAGAGGAUCAUUCAACAGGUAACUGGGGAGAGCUAAAAACCACACAGUAACAAGGUUUUGGUUUUUGUUAAAAAAUAGAAUAAAUCUCCCUGCGGCAGUAAAACCUUCUUGUUUCUGUUCAGAGUCUGGUAACAUCAGGCUGAGAGGAGGUGCCAGCCGCUGUGCUGGUGGACUGGAAAUGAAAUUCAACAAUGAAUGGAAAUCAGUGGAUGACCCAAAGUUUGGCUGGAACUUGAGGACAGCAGCUGCAGUGUGCGAAGAGUUGAAAUGUGGAUCUGCUUUAUCAGCAAAAGUUCAACAAAGUUUCACGAGGAGACUUGUGUGGAAAAUAGAGGCAUCCAGUUUUCAGUCUGGAUUUGCACUGGGACACAAUGUAUCAAUGAAGGCUCAGUAUUCAGCCUCCAGCUUGGAGAUCAUCUGCACAGGUAAAAUUACUGGUCACAAUAAUAUCAUAAUACAGUGGUUAUUCUUAAAUCAGCAAGAACUAUAUUUGUUGGUUCUAAUUUAUCUAAUUUUGCCCCCGUCCACAAAAUGUUUUAUUUUUAGAACGUGUAUUGUAAUCUGGUCACAGAAAAUAUAACAUUUUCAAUCAGAUAUACAGAAUUCUGAAUAUGAGUAAAUAAGUAAAUCUGUGGUCUUAACUAUUCUUACAGCUGUAGUCUCACACACAGCGCUCUCUUCUCCCUCUGCAGAGUCUGUCAGGCUGGUGAAUGGGAGCAGUCUGUGUUCAGGCAGACUGGAGGUAAGACCUCAGCAGUCUUGGUCCUCGGUCUGUAAAGAUGGAUUUGACCAGCGGGGAGCCGAGGUUGUCUGUAGAGAGAUCAGCUGUGGGGCUCUCUUGAACACACGGUCAGAGCUCCAUGCAAGUGAUAAUACUCCAGUGUGGAGGAAAGAGUUGAAAUGCAGAGGGGACGAGUCAACACUGCUGGACUGUGACAACCUGGAGUCCAAAAGAGAAAACUGCAUACCUGUUAGACUCACCUGCUCUGGUAAGAAAAAAACAGUUAGAGCUUUGGUCAUGCAACUGUGAAUUUUUACAUUUCCCUUUUCUUACCACUUUUAGGACUUCUUAUCCGUAUUAAAAUAAAGGCUGAUGUCCAUUUCUGAACAAACAAAACUUAAAUACAUGACUGUCACCAUUGUAUCCAGCAGCUAUUAUUGAGUUUCAAUCAGAUCACACAGACAAAUAACCCAUAAGAGUCUGUGACAGAAAAGAUUAAAAUCCCGGUCGGUCUACAGAAAUAUAAAAAAUAAACAUUAUUACUGCUCUGUGCUGCGGUACAAACAUGGUGGUGCAAGAUUGUGGGAGGGGACGCCCUCCUCUUAAGAUAUAAGAGGCUCAUUUUAAGAGGGCAAAGAGAAAACAAUUGUGGUAUUUAGUUGGUUACACACUUGCAUGUUCAAGAAUAUGACAUACUAAGGCUACACAAUAUUACCAGCAUGAUACUGGUACCAGCAGAUAAUGGCAGAUAGCGUAAGGCAAUAAAUGUACUCUUUGAUUUCAUGAAUUACUUCAGUAAACAUGACAAAUAAGUCUGUAUCAAUAGUUAGUUUUGAAUCUUUUUUCAGUGCGUUUUGCUCAUUUAGCAACUAAUGUCCCAGUUUCAAUAAAAAGUGAUAACAAAGCAGCAUAUGCCUGUGACCAACUGUUAAUAUCUUGUAGUCAUACUAUGCCGCAGAUAGCGGCAAAUGCUCUACACCUUUAAACUGGAGUGGUGGUGAUCAUAGCAAGAGUUGAGAUGGGACUUGUGCCCUAUCAAUAGUUUGUUGAAGGGUGUGUCAACUGCAAAACCCCAAGAAGAGGAAGAGCUAAUUCAGGGAGAAAUGUCAACAGAAAAUUUACUGCAGAAUUCUCCUAGUCUAACAUUACCUUCAACCGAAAUGUCCAAUUUAAUAGUAAUUUACUCCUGGUGGAGGUUGAUAAGAACCUGUUGCUAGGUGUUAGCAACCAAAGAGGAGAAUUUUUACAAGCUAAAUGCAUGAACUUGAAAUAAUUAAAGUCAUCUUUAAUUCCAAAUUUUGUGCCAGCUUUUUUAUGGAUUCACUCUGGAGCUAAGUAAUAUGUAGAAUGUCAUUAUCUGGCUAGAGACCCUGCUACUUUGCGUUGGGGUCCUGUUCACCUUGUAGGAAUUCUAAUUUACAUAACCACCCACUUGUUAAACAUAAUCUUCUACAUGUUUAUCAGGUAUACUAUUAUUUGUUGCAUUGCUUCAGUUUUGUAUGCUGUUUAUCAGCUAAAACCUGCAAGUAACACUGCGACUGAGGGACUAUUAAGGUCAGACUUUAUUGAUGCGAACCUCUAAAAGUCACAAAGAUUGUGGAGGACAUAAUAUUUGGAUAACAAGUGUCAUGAAAGUUUGAAAUAUGUUACUCUGGAUGAAUGUGCUUGACACAGAUGUAUUCCUUACAUGGCUUUGUUUCACAAAAGUUGACUUUGUGGACCCUUUAAAAUGAGACUGUGCUGAGAAUAAAAAAAAUAUCUCUGAAUCCUGUUUCUUUUCUUUUCUCUAUUCAGAGCCUGAUAAUCUCAGGUUGGUGGAUGAGAGCAGAUCCUGUGCUGGUGUAUUGGAAAUGGAACUCCAGGAUGAAUGGAAACCAGUUGAUGGCCUGGCAGAGGACAUAACGUCUGCAACCACUGUGUGCAGACAGCUGCACUGUGGCUUUGCUAUGUCUGCUAAAAUAAAGCCUCGUGCAAAAACAUUUAUGUGGGGGAUCACAGCCUCUGGAGUUGAGUCUGGAUCUGCACUGAGGGAGCAUGUAUCCGCUCGGCAAUGGUUCUCUUCAUCGAGCAUGGAAAUCAUCUGCUCUGGUAACAUCUUAAGAUGUAGUAUGACUACAAGAUAUUAACAGUUGGUCACGGGCAUAUGCUGUUGUGUUAUCACUUUUUAGUAAAACUGGGAGAUUAUUUGCUAAAUGAGCAUAAUGCACUGAAAAAAGAUUCAAAACUAACUAUUGAUACAGACUUAUUUGUCAUGUUUACUGAAGUAAUUCAUGAAAUCAAAGAGUACAUUUAUUGCCUUGCUGCAUAGUCCAAUGCAUUUGAGGCCAUUAAAUCUGACAUCUAUUGUAAUGCAGUCAGCCUUUGCUGGUCAUUAGAAAGAGUGCAGUUCAAGGCAUUGGUUUUACAACUUUCAUCCAUUAGCCAUGACAGAAACCGUCACAUGAUUACAUGUCAGGAUCAUGCUAUUAUUCAACUUCCUUGUGAUUAUUUAUUUGUGCAAACAGCCGUAGACCUACAAAGAUUUACCUUAGAAAAUGGUAAUGAGUGCUAGGAAAAAAGCUGGAUGUGUUAUAUGUGUUUUUCCUUUUAACAAAUGAAAGAACAGAUUCAUUCAUUCACCACGUCCACACAAUAUGCAAAUUCCCCCAAAGAGCAGUCAAACCAAUUUGCAUGCUUUCUUGCUGCUCCAGGGAAACUUACCUGUGCUCAUCCAAGCUUUCUUUGCUCUCAUUUUUCCAUCUCAGAGGCAAAGAUUCUCAAUCUCAGCACUCCAGAUAACAAUUCAACGUUGAAUCGGACAGGUGUGUGUCAUUAAUGUUAUUACCGUUCAAAAAGAAAGAUAACCCAAGAGUAUGUAUUUAUUUGUAAGUAGAUCCCAUUUAACAACAUGUAAUACAGCUUAGUUAUUUGUUUAAAUACCUGCCAAUUCGAAUGAGCUCAAAUCAAACAAUAAAUAUGACUGUUUAAGAAAAUGUAUAAUUUUUUGAUCAUCCAGCAUUGCAUUUCAGCAAAUAAAGAAUAAAUCAAACUGCUAAAAUAUUCAUCAAUACUCACUACAGUAUAUGUGUUAUUCCAUGGCUUGAUCUGAUUGUUGCUCAUCUGUUUUUCAGCUCUUCCAAACAUUUCCCUUGUGAGACUGGUGUACCUGCUGCUUGCUCUGGCAUUGUUUCUAUUUGCGAUGCGUUUCUAUGAUAAGGUAAGGUGCAUGGUAAAGAGAACUGGUGAAGAAAACUCAGUGUGUGUACUGUACAAUCAGUGAGUGAUCCAGUGAUUUCUUCAUAUUUGCUGUCAUGUGUCUCCAGGCCACCAGAGGGCAGAAGCCGGCAGAGCAGGACAACAUUGAGCUUAACAGCUAUCACCUUGGUGCUACCAGAGCUGGAGGACCAAAUGAGGAGGCCUCGGAAAUAGAGCUCUGA
Messenger RNA from Xyrichtys novacula (pearly razorfish), 5817 nucleotides. Lineage: Eukaryota; Metazoa; Chordata; Actinopteri; Labriformes; Labridae. The record is from the annotation of a GenBank genome assembly.